Molecule: messenger RNA, 7542 nt
Organism: Varanus komodoensis (Komodo dragon)
Lineage: Eukaryota; Metazoa; Chordata; Lepidosauria; Squamata; Varanidae
Gene: ANKFY1
Product: ankyrin repeat and FYVE domain containing 1
Exons: 25
Coding region: 69-3575 (1168 amino acids)
Molecular function (GO): protein binding; metal ion binding
Source: RefSeq, a predicted model, not a curated record
CUCUUCUCCCGCUCCCCCGCCUCGCCUCAGAUCUCGCGGGAGCUCGUCCGAGGCAGCGGCCGGGCAACAUGGCGGACGAGGAGGUGGUCAAACUGGAAAAACACCUGAUGCUUCUCCGUCAGGAAUAUGUUAAGCUGCAGAAGAAGCUGACGGAGACGGAGCGGAAAUGCACGCUGCUGGCGGCACAGUCAAACAAGGAGAGCGCCAGCGACUCUUUCAUCAGCCGACUGCUUGCCAUCGUCGCUGACCUGUAUGAGCAGGAGCAGUACAGUGACCUGAAGAUAAAGGUUGGAGACAAGUGCAUCCGCGCUCACAAAUUUGUAUUGGCAGCCCGCAGCGAGACUUGGAGUCUGGCCAACCUGGUGUCGACCGAGGAGCUGGAUAUGUCAGAUGCUGACCCCGAGGUGGCUGUGGCAAUGCUGCGCUGGAUCUACACAGAUGAACUGGAGCUGCGCGAAGACGACGUGUUCCUGACAGAGCUGAUGAAGCUGGCAAACCGGUUUCAGCUGCAGCUGCUCAGAGAGAGGUGUGAAAAAGGAGUCAUGUCACUUGUAAAUGUUAGGAACUGCAUCCGAUUCUAUCAAACUGCCGAAGAGCUGAAUGCCAGCACCUUGAUGAACUACUGUGCGGAGAUCAUCGCUAGUCAUUGGGAUGAUUUGAGGAAAGAAGACUUCAGCAGUAUGAGCGCCCAGCUCUUAUAUAAGAUGUUCAAAUCGAAAACGGAGUUCCCGUUGCACAAAGCUAUUAAAGUGGAGAGAGAAGACGUUGUUUUCCUGUACCUUAUUGAGAUGGAUGCACAGCUGCCUGGGAAGCUAAACGAACUGGACCACCACGGGGACCUCGCGCUUGACCUAGCGCUCUCCCGGCGCCUGGAAGGCAUCGCCACCACCCUGGUUAAUUACAAAGCCGAUGUUGACAUGGUGGACAAGAAGGGCUGGAGCCUGCUGCAUAAAGCUAUUCAAAGGGGAGACAAAUUUGCUGCUAAUUUCCUCAUUAAAAAUGGUGCCCGGGUGAACGCGGCAACGUUGGGUGACCAGGAGACUCCUCUGCACCUUGUGGCAUCUUAUAGCCCCAAGAAGCACAAGCCGGACAUCAUGGCCGAGAUGGCCGAGAUCGCCGAGUCUCUCUUAAAGGCCGGAGCCAACCCAAACAUGCAGGACGGCAAAGGAAGAACACCACUGCACGCCUCCAUCAUUGUGAAAAAUGACCAAGUAUUCAGUCAGCUACUCCAGUGCAAGCAACUUGAUUUGGAACUGAAGGACCACGAAGGGAGCACAGCCCUGUGGCUUGCAGUUCAGUACAUCACCGUGUCUUCUGACCCUUCUGUCAAUCCCUUUGAGGAUGCCCCGGUGGAGAAUGGCACCUCUUUCGACGAGAACAGCUUUGCAGCCCGGCUCAUCCAGCGAGGCAGCAAUACAGAUGCUCCGGAUACAGUGACAGGGAACUGCUUGCUGCAGAGAGCUGCCGGGACAGGAAACGAGGCUGCAGCUCUCUUCCUGGCCACGCACGGGGCCAAAGUCAACCAUAGGAAUAAAUGGGGGGAGACACCACUGCACACCGCCUGCCGGCAUGGUCUGGCCAGUCUCACGGCAGAGCUCUUGCAGCAGGGAGCCAACCCGAAUAUCCAGACGGAGAAAGCGGCGCCCGCCCAGAAGGGGACCUCAGGACCCACCACAGCAGAGGGCGUCAGCCUGCAGACACCUCUUCACAUGGCCAUCGCCUAUAACCACCCAGAUGUGGUGUCUGUCAUCCUGGAACAAAAAGCUAAUGCUCUUCACGCCACCAACAAUCUGCAGAUCAUUCCUGACUUCAGCCUCAAGGACUCCAGAGACCAGACAGUACUGGGAUUGGCCUUGUGGACAGGCAUGCACACCAUUGCGGCCCAGCUGCUCGGAUCGGGGGCCUCCAUCAACGACACCAUGUCGGACGGGCAGACCCUGCUGCACAUGGCGAUCCAGCGGCAGGACAGCAAAAGCGCCCUCUUCCUCCUGGAGCACCAAGCUGACAUCAGCGUCAGGACUCGUGAUGGGGAGACGGCUCUGCAGUUGGCCAUCAAGAACCAGCUUCCUCUUGUGGUUGACGCCAUCUGCACCAGAGGAGCGGACAUGUCUGUGCCAGAUGAGAGAGGGAAUCCCCCACUUUGGCUUGCUCUUGAAAACAACCUGGAAGACAUUGCUUCCACUCUGGUGAGACACGGCUGCGAUGCGACCUGCUGGGGCCCAGGGCCUAGUGGCUGUCUGCAGACCCUGCUGCACAGAGCCAUCGAUGAGAACAGUGAGCAGAUCGCCUGCUUCCUUGUCCGCAGCGGCUGUGACGUCAACAGCCCGAGGCAGCCAGGAGCCAAUGGGGAGGGCGAUGAAGAAGCCCACGACGGACAAACGCCAUUGCACCUGGCAGCCUGCUGGGGCCUCGAAGAAACGGUGCAGUGCCUUCUGGAGUUUGGCGCCAAUGUCAAUGCACAGGAUGCGGAAGGAAGAACGCCGAUCCACAUUGCCAUAAUCAACCAGCACGGGGUCAUCAUCCAGUUGCUGAUUGCACACCCCGCGAUCCAGCUCGGCGCACGGGACCGACAAGGGCUGACCCCGUUUGCCUGCGCCAUGAUGCAUAAGAACAACAAGGCCGCCGAGGCCAUCUUGAAGCGGGAGCCGGGAGCCGCCGAGCAGGUGGACAACAAAGGCCGAAACUUCCUCCAUGUGGCUGUUCAGAACUCCGAUAUCGAGAGCGUACUGUUCUUGAUCAGUGUUCAGGCCAACGUAAAUUCCCGGGUCCAGGAUGCCUCCAAGCUGACUCCGCUGCAUCUCGCUGUGCAAGCCGGCUCUGAAAUUAUAGUGCGGAAUCUGCUCCUCGCGGGCGCGAAAGUCAGCGAGCUGAACAAGCACCGGCAGACAGCCCUCCACCUCGCAGCCCAGCAGGACCUUCCCACCGUUUGCUCUGUGCUUCUUGAGAACGGAGUCGACUUCGCAGCGGUGGACGAGAACGGGAACAAUGCCCUCCACCUGGCGGUCAUGCAGGGACGCCUGACCAACAUCCGCGUCCUCCUGACGGAGUGCACGGUGGACGCCGAGGCCUUCAACGUCAGAGGGCAGUCCCCCAUGCACAUCCUGGGCCAGUACGGGAAGGACAACGCGGCGGCCAUCUUCGACCUCUUCCUGGAGUGCAUGCCAGAGUACCCUCUCGACAAGCCAGAUGCUGAAGGAAACACAGUGCUGCUCCUGGCCUACAUGAAGGGGAACGCCAACCUGUGCCGGGCCAUAGUGAGGGCCGGAGCGCGCCUGGGCGUCAGCAACAACCAGGGAGUCAACAUCUUCAACUACCAAGUGGCUACCAAGCAGCUGCUGUUCCGGCUUCUGGACAUGCUCUCCAAGGAACCUCCCUGGUGCGACGGCUCCAAUUGCUACGAAUGCAGUGCCAAGUUUGGGGUCACGACAAGGAAGCAUCACUGCCGGCACUGUGGGCGCCUGCUCUGCCACAAGUGCUCGACCAAGGAGAUCCCCAUCAUCAAAUUCGACUUGAACAAGCCCGUCCGCGUCUGCAAUAUAUGCUUCGACGUCUUGACGCUGGGUGGAGUGUCCUAGUCGCCCACAAGGAGAGGAACGCCUCGCAGGCCGAGCUUCUCCUUCCCCCCUCACAGCAGCGGCACGGCCAGUCGCCUCUCACAGGGACCAGGGAAGUGCAUACCGUGUCUCCUUGUUCCACUGAACUUUGAUCGAUUUAAGGGACCACAUGAACGCUAUAUUCCAAUAUAUAUAAAUAUAUACUUUUUGUAUGAAUGUUAAUAGUUGAUAGAAACUGGAUUGGGAGCAAAUAAGGACAGUUGCAUAGCUUCUGCAUGCAAGCCGUGGGCACGAAUGAGUUUCGCCCUGCGUCCUCUGGUGCAGGGCUUCGAGAGAGGAGAGGGUGCAUUUGCUGAUCAUGUGGCAGAAUAGGCCUGCCUUGGUAGGCUGUGAAGCUGUGACGGCUGCCUCGAAGCCCGAUCACAGGGGUCUUUAAAAAAGAAAUUGCUAGCACUUAAAAUCCUGGGCCACUUUGAGCGGUGAUGUCCCUUUUGUUUCCUUCCAGGAGAAAACAUUCUGGUUCGUGUUCUCUCUCUCUCUGUCGUAAAGUGGGCCUCUGUACCAUGCACAGGAACCGCCCCUUCUUGUCCAUACAGGGUUUUGUUUAAUGCAUUGCAAUUUUUUUUAAGGUGGCCUUAGGACAAAAGCUUUAGUUUCUCCUGUUGAAAUGGAGCCUGAAUUACUGCUCCCGUGUCUUCAGAACCUUCCUCUCCCCCACCCUCCCAUUUCUUCCCCACAGACCGGGGAGAGAUGAGACCAGCUUCCAAACCGGACUGCACUGCGCCCCCUCAGAGGAAGGAAUAAGCCCUGGGCCGGUCCUUUGACAGCAUAUCAGUGACUUAGCAAGUUGUCGUAUGUUUACACUAACACUGGAGUGGGAGGUUCUGGAGACGGCACCUCUCAUGGGUGGCCAGGCAGUGACACAGGGCCGAGAGCACCGUGCACGAGGGGAAGGUGGCCAUCCUGUCACAGUGGCGUCACAGCUGCCCCUCUGCUCACAAGCCUUGGGUAGCCACGUUGGCAUUUUGCAGAAAAUGGUAGCGAUUUCACCUCACCCGGGAGCUCUGCAGGCAGUCCCCACACCCACCCCCACCCACCCCUGCAUUUCAGUGCCAGAUAGAAGUGGCGUGGCUUCCGGUCGCUCCUUUCACACAACCCACAUGCCUCCACACAUUCUCUGCUCAGGGUCUGACGACAUGUUGUGCUGUCUCUCCCAUGCCGUGGUGCCCCCCCCCCCCCAAAGCAGACCUUUGAAACACAAGAAGCGGUGUUGACAACUGCGGUAAACAAAAUCCUAUGGGGGUCAAACUACCACGUACUUUAGAAAAGCUUUUUGCCUUCUUAAAAGCAGGUCAAAACCCUGGAAGAGUUUCCCUGUUCUAUGAAUGAACCAGUUGGGACAUGCGUCCCUUAACCUUCAGUAACCCCUACUUUUGUGUGGGGGGGGGGGGGGGGGGGGGGGGGGUAAGGGGUCGGAAGAGGAAACAUUCAUAAAUUCAGACCAUGUGCUUUCUCUUCUCCCACCCCUUUCUAGAAUACUAACGUGUCCCGUAAUGUAUAUGUAAAAAGAGCUGAAACCACAGUGCUACUUUUUUAUAUUUCUGUGAUUUAUAGGAUAUAAUGGCUUUGUAUGUUAAGUAAAAUCUUGGGUAUGUGCAGUAUGAGACAGCCUUUUUGUAGGGGGAAAACGCAGAAAUUGAUUUCAAACAGUACAUUUCAAAUUGGAUCCCAAGUUCGCUGCUUUGCCCUUCCGCCUGCCCCUGGUUGGGAAACGGGAACUCCGUUCUCUCUGCGGUGGGAUCCUGGAUUUGGCGCUUCAUGUUCUUUUCCUACUCCCGUCUGGGUUGCUCUCCUUCCAGCUCUGAAAGAAUGAGCCCUGGCGCCCUUGGCACGGUCUCUUCACCUCCGUGGAACAAGCUCCUGCAGGGUUGUCCUUGGCGGCAGGCCAGUUCCAGAGGAGAAUCCCGUAUUGCCCUUGGGAAAAGUCUUGUGCUUGGUCUGUCCGAGCCACAUUAACACUAGACAGCCUUCUGCGUGCGGCAUGAGCUUGGUAAUCCAUCCCAUGACAGAUGACUGUUUCUCAGAACCAGCUUUCUGCACAUUUGCCUAACCGGCGAAUGGGGUAGAGAAGGAACCCUUUUGGCUCAAGCUUAUAUAAAAAUGGUUUGACUGUCGAACUGCCCUGACAGGGAAUGGGAAUAUGGAAUUCCCCUGUAUGACGCUUGGUCCUUGGGCAGUGCAUUCGGGUUCCUGGCGGACUUGGGCUGGGUUGCACAAAAACGGUCACUGUAAAGCACUUUUAAUAAAACAUUUACGUCUGAGCCUACACAACUGACUGGCCCCAGUUUGUGUCACCGGAAAAAUUCUGUUGCUAGUCAGUGCAUGGAUAUACUCCUCGAGGACAUGACUCUUCAGUAGCUUUUACAUUACGGUACCUCAGGAGGCUGCAUUGUUAAUUCCAGUAGCUUAAAUUUGUUGAUACAAAAGUGCUUUCUUGCAGCAGGAGAAAAAAUACACCUCUACAGAGGAUCAGAGUUGCUCAAAAUGUUGCCUGGGUGUAGCUUCCUCUAGAACCUCUUAAGUUGGCUUGCUAGGAGAUGGAACCCGAAAGAAACAGACUUGGAGGGUGCUCAGUGCUUCCCUUUCUUGACUGUGUUUUCAUGAGAAGUUUGACAAGUGAGGCAUAUUUGUAAUGCGGAAGGUUGCUCGGCUGUCCAUUAGGCCGUCGUAGGCUUCUUGGAACUUCUCUGGCAUCUUCCUCUGGCUUUGUCAUCACGGUGAAGGCUGGACAGAAAUUUCAAUCUUAGUCUCUGCCGCUGCUGUAAAAGAGCCCAACCUUGUAGCUGUCCAAGAUCCACUGUGCCAAAAGUUUCGGUCCCCAUCUUUGCUGUCACGCGUUAUGCAGGACAGGUUCUUCUUUGCUGCAGGGUGGCCACUGUAACAGCUGGGUAGCGUCUUGCCUCAGCAGGCCAGCGUUAGCCCAAGUCUGACUUGCAUCUGGGUUAAACCCAGGCUUAGGGCUGUUUAGAAUGGCUUGGAGAUGCCACGUUCUUUUAGGGCAAGCUUACUGUUCGGUCUUCCAAGUAUCUGGGUCAUUUUGAUAACCUGUUUGAGCAUUGCACGUGUUACACAUUAAGGUGGUGUGUGUGCUUUAAAAGCAGUUAUGAAAGGCUGACACAGGUGAUCCCUGGAGGUUAGGAAUCUGUUGAGCUGGCGCUGAUGCAACUUAAACUGGAUGCCCCCUUCACACACUUAGCUGAGCCAUCUUUCUCCAUCAAGCAAAGGUCCAGCCACAACGUUUAUCAGGUUGCUUCACCUACCUGAAUACUAACAAAGGAUUAACAUUGUUUUGCAAAAAGGGAAAUAGAAACUUAGUUUUGCUUGUAAACUGGCUGGCUUGCAAAGCUUUCUACAUGUCUCAGAAAUCUUUCCUAGAUUUGGUUCUCAUCAGGAGCAGCUGAACGGAUAAAACUGUCCAUGCUCCACCACAGGCUAAGAGGUGCGGGUUUCACGCAAUGGAAUGCUUCCCCAUAUACUGUAGGGUCCCUUAGUAGUGGGGAACCAGCGUCCCCCAGAGGUUAUUGGAUUACAUCAGCUACAGCCUGUACAGGUAAUAGCCAGGUGAUGGGGCAUGUAGUCUUCCAAAUGUAUUGGACUACAGAUACCAGGAGGGGUUCUUGCCUAGCUAUUACCAGGUUCAUUUUAUGGGGUAACAGGCCUGUCAAGUCCCUGUUUGCCACCUGUUCUCGAGAACAAGGUCCUAAUCUUAGAACGAGAGUUUCCAUAGUCUUAUUAACUCUCUUGGCGAUGGAUUUGUCCUGGAGUGGGUUUCUUGCAAUAACGGGGCCUUGAGAACAAGCAGAGAAUCACUGAGAUUUUUAUUAUUAUUAUUCUGCAAAUUUUCCCCUUAAGCCCUUGGAAAGCCAUGUAUUUUUCCAAUAUUUAUAUGCCAACAUGUAACUACUUGUAAUAAAGAAACCUAACUCAA